AUGAUGAGUCAAGAGAAUUUCUCGAGCAGCGGCAGCUCAAGCUCGUCGAGCAAGGCUAAGAUGUGGCCGUGCGAGGCGGAGGACGCCGGCGUCGACGAGCUCUUCGCCGUCCUUGGGUACAAGGUGAGGCCGUCGGACAUGGCCGUGGUGGCCCAGAAGAUCGAGCAGCUGGAGGAGGCCAUGGGCAGUGCCCCACGCGACGGCCUCUCCCACCUCGCCUCCGACACCGUUCACUACAACCCCUCGGAUCUCUCCUCCUGGCUAGAGUCCAUGAUCUCCGGCCUUAACCCGCUGCCCGACUUCGACUCCUGCUCAGAUCCCUUUCUGGACUCCUCCUCCCUCGACAACUGCUCCGCCAGCGUCACCAGCACCCGCAACUCCCGAUUGAUGCCCGACUCUGGUUUCGGGUCGGAUCUCAUCGCCAUACCCGGGAAAUCCGUCUACCCCAGUCCAUCCCACCUCCCUCCGCCGCAGUCCAAAAGGCUGAAGACCUCUCCCUACCUGCUAGGAGGCGAUUCCGGCGCCAGCACGCGCGGGGACUCGGUCUUCGUCCGUCCUGUUGAGUCGACCCGGCCGGUCGUCCUGGUUGACUCGCAGGAGAACGGCGUCCGACUCGUCCACACUAUGAUGGCAUGCGCGGAGGCCGUGCAGCAAGAGAAUUUCAAAUUAGCCGAGGCCCUCGUCAAAAACAUAGGCUUUCUGGCCCUCUCACAAGCCGGCGCCAUGAGAAAGGUGGCCACGUAUUUCGCGGAGGCCUUAGCCAGAAGAAUCUACCGACUGCACACAAACCCCCAAGACGCAGCCCUUGCCGAUUUGUUAGAAAUGCACUUUUACGAGACCUGCCCCUACCUCAAAUUCGCCCAUUUUACCGCGAAUCAAGCCAUCCUUGAAGCCUUCGCCGGCAAGAACCGGGUCCACGUCAUCGACUUCAGCAUGAAACAGGGUAUGCAGUGGCCGGCUCUCCUGCAGGCCCUGGCCCUGAGGCCAGGUGGGCCGCCCAGCUUCAGGCUGACCGCCGUGGGUCCUCCCUCUCACGACAACACUGACCAUCUCAGGGAAGUUGGGCUGAGGCUGGCCAAGCUGGCCGAGUCGAUCGAGGUCGAGUUCGAGUACCGCGGGCUUGUUGUGAACUCGCUGGCCGAUCUCGACCUAGCCGUUUUAGGGCCGAGGGAGGACGAGACCGUGGCCGUCAACUCCAUCUUCGAGCUGCACCGGCUGCUAGGGGUGCCCGGUGCCAUCGAGAAGGUUCUGGGAUUCGUCAAGGAAUUGAGGCCCAAGAUUCUGACCGUGGCCGAGCAAGAGGCCAGCCACAAUGGGAGCAGGUUCCUUGACCGAUUUACUGAGUCCUUGCACUACUACUCGACCCUCUUCGAUUCCCUGGAAGAGUGUGGGCCCCACGGGGACGGGUUGGGUGGCAGCGAGCAGGACAGGGUGAUGACGGAGGUCUACUUGGGCUGGCAGAUUUGCAAUGUGGUGGCGUGCGAGGAAGCGGAUAGGGUUGAGAGGCAUGAGGAGCUUGCGCAGUGGAGGGACAGGCUUGGGUUGGCUGGGUUCGAGCCAGUCCACUUGGGCUCGAAUGCGUACAAGCAGGCGAGUAUGCUGCUGGCACUGUUUGCGGGCGGGGAUGGGUACAGAGUGGAAGAGGAUGAUGGGUGCUUGAUGUUGGGUUGGCACACGAGGCCACUUAUUGCGACCUCGGCUUGGAGAGUGAGGUGA
Messenger RNA from Striga hermonthica, 1716 nucleotides. Lineage: Eukaryota; Viridiplantae; Streptophyta; Magnoliopsida; Lamiales; Orobanchaceae. The record is from the annotation of a GenBank genome assembly.